CACAUUUAUCCGAUGGGUAAUAACCUAUAUCUGUUGAUUUUAAAAACAGGGUGUUAAUAGAUAUCAAGUCAAAUGACGGGCGGUGGUUUCAAACUGCAAUAUUUUCAAACUAUUAGCAGUAACUGUUAUUUUCAAAAUAUUGCACCUUCUGCCUACUUGAUAGAUCAUUAAAUACCAUUUUUGAAAACAACUGAUAAAGGUUACCCAGUGGAUAAAGGUGAACUAGCGUUACCUUCUUAAAUAUUUCUUUUUAAUCACUUUCAAGCAUGCAUGCAUACACAAUCAUUUUAAGUUGAAAUUAAAGUCCAAUCUUCCAAUUUAAAAGAUAUGAUAACUAUACAAAGAAGAACUUAAUUGCACGACAAUUGUAUGUGGUACAAUGUACCUUGCCAUUCAUCCUUAUCUUUUUGACUGUCACAAUGUUCCUAAUUGGCUAUGCAAGGUUGGUUACAAAACAAAUGCCCCAGCAGUAUCCUACUUUCACUGAAUGUAAUCAGAAAGCUAGUCUUCAAAUGGCGUUUUACUUUUUAGAACUCUUUAAGAUUAAUUUUCUUUUAAAAGUUGUAAAUUGUGUACAUAUGUAAUGGUUGUAUCUUGGAAUUGUUUCAGUCUGUCGGUUCAUGGUCCUGAAUGUGCUUUCCUUCCAUCUCUCCUCUAUCAUUAUCCUUCCUUCUCAUGUGCUUUUCUCUUGCUCGCAGCUUGUUCCAAUUUAUCGGCUGCACACGUUUUUGGCGGUAACUCCUCCUCUCUUUUCUGUUUUCUUCACAGCCUUCUUACAUAAAUUAUGUAAAUCAUCACCCUCUUUUCUAUUUUUCAAAGCUUCUAGUUCUGCUCAAUUGACAUGGAGUCCUUAAGGGCUUUUUUGCAGUUUUUCAUUUCCCUCGUGGCUAAUCUCUUCCAAUCCUCCUGCAUAUAUUUCCAGAUUGAAAGAUUUCCAGAUUUCAAAGAAGAGGUGUCUGGUAUAGCCAAUGUUUUUAUGUAAUCAGGUUAUCAAAUUUGGUUGUAGGGAUAAAAGGAAUCAUUGCACUCAGACAAAUCUUCCCCCCAGCGGUAACACUGCAGUGAUACUGACGGUGAGGUCUAGAGCGGCUGUGUGGCACACACCUAUCCCUCCACUACAGGAGACAGUGCACGAGAAAAGCAGACCAGCAUAUACAUGUAGGUCCCAGGUGACAACCAGAUUUCUGUCCUGGCAUAAUGACUGUAAGUGACUUCUUGUUACUCGUUGCCUUUGCAUCUUGGAUCUUAGCAUGUAGUAGUCUACCAACUCAAUGUGUAGUCGAAAAGAGACAUCUUACGUUUGCUGAGCGUACACGUACAUCAGUCUACUGUAACAGACUGGGACUUGUGACAUGGCCUGGGGAGAUACCAUCCAGCACUUAUCGACUCGAUCUUGCUCACAAUAACAUCAAGAACGUCUCGUCCUUUCCGCCACUACCAUAUCUGUACUUGUUAGACCUGAGCUAUAAUUCCAUCGAAACUGUGUCCUGGAUGUCUCUGCGGACUUUGCCAGCUUUGCAAAUUCUCUCUCUACAAGGAAACCGACUGCAGUACGUCCAACUCAACACCGUCAUUGCAUAUCUGCCAAAGCUGAGUAACAUAAAUCUGAGUCUAAACAAGCUUGCAUCAUUCUCUCAAUACGUGCUAGGAUGGCCACAGGUGACCAGCAUAAUAAUCAACGACAACCCGUUUCGCUGUGACUGUGAGCUUUCCUGGCUGAUCGACAAAGUCACAUGUUUAGAAGCAUGUAAAUGGAGCAAUCGACAGACCUGCUGUUUGUCAUGUUCUGCUUGUUUUCUUGUUCUGAACGGAGGUUUUGACUGCAAGAGUCCGAGUCAACUGUAUCAGCGACAUUUGUUCACUGUGCCCACCCAGCUAUUGGGCUGUGGACCGACCCAGACAGCCAAGACCGAACUUCCAACCAUAGAAAAUGGCACUUUCCUCAUCAACCAUUCAACACAAGCCGAAUUGUGGAAGAAAGUGAACGCAACAGAGUCCUAUCAGAACAAAAGUUCAGCAAAGAUCCCAACAAGUGCUAAUGACCAGACCAGUGCAUACAACGUUACAUAUCCCACGGAAUCAACAGAGACAAAGAGCCCAAAAAGGGAAAAACAUACAAUUCUUUAUAUCAUUAUUUUCGGGAUUGAAAUUUGUGCAGUUUUAGCUUGCAUUGCCUGCCUUGUACGACUCAUGAAAAAGACAAAUCUGUGCUGCAAUCGGCAGGAUCUUAAUGUCAACAACAUCCCCUUGCGUUAACUUGUUCAGCCCACAGAAAACAGCACGGACCUGUCCCAGGAGGUUCUAACCAUGGACAACAAGUUGAGCAUGAGAUCAGAACACGCGUACAUUGCCAAUAGUAAGAUGAUAAGAUUCAAAACAGAAUUCAAAGUAGUCUUGCAAAUUUUCUUGCAGACUCCAGUUCUUCACACUCUGAUAAUUAUAACAGAUUAAGGCUUUGAACAGUUAAUGUAAGAAUGUGUAUUGUGUUUGUUUCAUUUAUGACUUGUGCUUAAGCUUUUACAAUGUAUAUGUGUUCAUCAUACAUUAAUAUGGUGUUUGCUGAAUGUCUGUGCAACACUAUGGUGUUAUCCGAAAUGGAAGUAUUUAAAAAUGCAACCAUGAGCGCACAUAGUUGGGGGUGGACAAGUUUUCUAAAACUCACUUGUCCUAUUGCGCAACUACAUACAAUGUAAUAUCAACAAACCUACUUGUCCGAGCCAACUUUUCAUUUGCCCAAAAUCUACAUAACAUUUUUCAUGUACUUUUACCUCAAGCAAUGGAAGUCUUUUACUCUUGGCUCUCUUUUUCUGUGUUGAUCAUUCUUGAUGACAUGACUGUGAAAAGUUAUACAACAAGCGCCGUUCGACUCUUUGGGUAGGAUAAUUGUAUAAGUAGUACGUCAAAAUCUUACUCAUGCAAAAAUCUUACUUGCCUGAUCAGACAAGUGGGGUAGGACAUACACUUGCCCAAUCAGCACAUUCACUUGCCCGGGA
Messenger RNA from Branchiostoma floridae (Florida lancelet), 2993 nucleotides. Its product is annotated as protein slit-like. NCBI's taxonomy places the organism in Eukaryota, Metazoa, Chordata, Leptocardii, Amphioxiformes, Branchiostomatidae. Gene Ontology annotation, molecular function: protein binding. The record is from RefSeq and is a predicted model, not a curated record. Gene Ontology annotation, cellular component: plasma membrane. The transcript has a single exon. Bases 1198 to 2256 code for a protein of 352 amino acids.